CUUUUAUUUCCUUCACUUUCUAAGACUAUUUAGCUUCUCUAACAUAACCACUUCAUACACUAAAACUACCAAAGAUAUAAUGCCCCAUUCUUGACCCUUUUUGCCAUUUACUGUAGCUCUCAAGAGACAAGAUCACCUUUUCAUAUGCAAAUUUCCCCUCCCUAUCUUACUGGCCCAAGAACUGAUGUACUGCAUGAAUCGUUUCGUAAUGAGUCAGUGUUUACUUAGUGUUUAAUGUUUUUCUCGAUUUAUGUUUGAAGCACGGCAAAUGGUAAGGAAUUCCUGAUGUCACUGUAUUGAAGGUUGUUCAUUUUUGAAAGUGUAUACCGACUUUGGCUUACUUCACUGAGGGUACAAAGAGUUUGAAUAUAAAAAGAGCUAUUGGAAAACCUUUCUGGGGUAAAAGAUUACGAACACGCAUGCAAUAGUAAAACCGAUGUGAACAGAGCUUUUCAGUCUUUUCAACUGAUCGUCUGAUGUUGGGCAAUAUUGGUCUGCUGAGAGGUCCGGCCGAGCACGUAUGAUAAGUAACGUAUAUCACAAGGAAAGACGGUGUAAAUAGAUCGAGAACUGAAAGUGAUAGAUACCAAGUUUAACAUCAAGAAACAAAGGCUGACUAGUAUACUUCUGUUGGAUGAGAAGUCAUUUCAACAGCUGAGUGUAAAUCUAGAUAUAAAGACAUUCUUGAUAGGAUUCCAACAAAAGGACUGGUUGGUAUGGUACGAAUUUGGUGAGCAUAUUUUGGCCACUUUUUACAGCAAACUUCUCGGCGGAUACAGAAAACUGACUAGAAACGAGUUAGAAAACGUAUCCGCUUUCAUUUCAGGUGUUGGAAUUUUUAUAUCCUUCCUUUUAAAAAAAAUCAUUUGAGACAACAGUAUUACCCAUGACGCAAACGUUGCUCAUUAAUUGAAAUAUAUAUAACUCUUUGAAUAAUAUUUAAAAAAACCAUAUUUGGUAAAAGCAUCUUCAAUUGCAAGGUUCGGUCAAGCAUUUUCCAUCAUGAAUGCGCAUCCCUCUCGACAGCCUUUGAUUCGAAUCAGCAAAACAGGCGAGAUGAGGCUGAGAAAUAAAAUAGGAGAUGCCAUAUUAAAGGAUAAUGCUCAUGAAGAAAGGGCACUUGAUUCGCAACUCGUUUUCAUCAAGAAACACCAAACAAGACAAGAUAAAUACCUGACUUAUAGACAGAUAGAUUUUGCCUGUAAGCAAGUUGCAGCAUCGGAGGAAAGACCAAAGACUAUUUCUACAGAUUUGGCGCGAAAUUAUAGUGUUCUGCCUCAGAUUCAAUCUAUGAAUUUGAAAAAUAGUUUUAGUAGAGAAAGACCUUGUACAAUGACCACAAAGAGGAGUAAUUUAGACUUGGAAAGGAGUCAAAAUUCUGGUGAUUUCAAACCACAACGAACAGGGAAAGAAUCUUGGGAAAAGGCAAUGGCGUUGAUAAGACUUUCUUUACAAAACAGACGCACUCACGAUGCUCCCCGUCAACAAAAUCCAACAUUUUUUACACAACAAAUGCAAUUGGAAAAACGAAAGGAAGGAAAAGGCAAAAAGGUGAAGGAAAAAAUGGAUGGUACGAGCAAGACGUUGCCACCGUUGCCUCAAUCACGUGAUGGUUAGCGCAGUCGUCAUCGUAGAGGAAGGCUGUUGUCAAGGAAACCAUCUUUCCCUGAAAUGAUCAAAUUGUCUCGAGAAAAAUCCAUGUCGGGACUACAUGACCCGAGGUUUUUGGAACUCGAAUCAUGUCUUGGAGGAGGAAGAAAAAAAAUUAUUAGAAAGGGAACUUCAAGUGAUGAUAACCCCCGCAAACUUAAAACUAAUAAUUUUAGACAACGUAAUGUGACUACUU
Messenger RNA from Actinia tenebrosa (Australian red waratah sea anemone), 1846 nucleotides. RefSeq lists its product as uncharacterized. Lineage: Eukaryota; Metazoa; Cnidaria; Anthozoa; Actiniaria; Actiniidae. The record is from RefSeq and is a predicted model, not a curated record.